AUGUCCCAUUCUCGCUUUCAAUAUGGACAUCGGCCCAAGGAGAAGGUCAGGCCCGUUAAUCCUGAAAUCCGCCAGUACUUCGACCCGGACCUACCUGUCUAUGGUCCUUGGAGAGUUUGGCAAACCAAGCCAGAGCUUCCUUCGACCGAAGAAGUCCUCGGGACAGAUAUACCGGGAGACUUUGUUGCUCUUACCCCCAAUUGCAUCUCGGAGCCUUGGGCUUCCAAGGAGGAAUACCUAGAGGCCCAUUAUGCAUUGAUCCGGGAAGACUCGAUUGCACCGCUUCGAAACGCUGUAGCUAGGGUUCGCGCUGAUCCUUUUAUGAAGGAUACUCCAGAUGUCUCUAUUUAUGAGAAGGUCUUCCUCGUCGGUGUUACCCUAGCCCGCGCGGGUUUGGCAUUGCACAUCCAAUUCUCUACUCGCCGCGCGGGCAAAAACAUUGCCUGGACAUACUCUAACCGUCUUAAUCCCGGGACAAUCGUUGCCCUAACCCCCAAGCACAAUGCAUUCUUGAGCAGAUGCGUCGUCGCCGUCGUGGCUUGUCGCCUGCUGGAAGCGGUUGAGAAAGACCCCCCAGAGGUCGAUCUAUUUUUGGCCUCGCCCGACGAUAUCGAGGUCGAUCCACAUUUUCCGUUGAAUGAACAAAUCUGCAGCUUGGCAGGAGACAUUGAUGCACCGGGAUACAUUAACACCGCGCCAUGCAUGGACUUCGCGCCAUUAUCUGAAGUGUCUGCACUCGAUAUCACCACAAAGUACGACAUCCUCCAGCAAUGGCCAUCCCAGCCAAUGGGAAAGCUAGAUGCAUCCCAAUGGUCAGCCCUGAACCGAAUGUUGACUAAAAAGCUGGCCAUCAUUCAGGGCCCUCCAGGAACAGGCAAGACCUUUACCUCCAUCGCUGCUCUAAAGAUGAUGCUCUCGAACAAAGGGCCAAAUGAUCCACCAAUCAUCAUAGCUGCUCAAACGAACCAUGCCCUCGAUCAACUGAUCAAGCAUAUCUCGGUGUUCGAGAAGAACUAUGUCCGGCUGGGCGGGAGAACUUCCGAUCCUGAAAUUCGCAAGCGCACCCCUUAUGAGAUCAGACAAAACCAGGGCCUAUUGACAAUUGAGGGAGGUUUGAUGACUCCAAUGAGAAAGAAGCAGAACAAAAUCGCGGCUGAGCUUGAUAAGCUCCUAGAACCACUUGCACCAUCAAACAACAGCAAGCCUCUUGCUGCAUCUUUAUUUCUGGAGCACGGUCUUCUGAGCCAAGAGCAGGUUGACUCCUUGCAAGAAACCGCACAAAAAUGGCAGCAAUCCAAUAUCCCGGCAAAUGCCGACCCUUUGGCGGCUUGGCUUUCAGACUGCGUGCGCGAGUUCGACCCCGAAUAUGCUGGUGACUUUGGGUUCGAUAAUGAUGAUAUUGACCUGGAGUACGAGCAACUCAAGGAGAUCGAAGUCGAACAUGGAAGAUAUGAAGAUGACUGGUCGGCUUUCAAAACCCGUUUUUUCCCACUGUCGCCUGGUCUUUGCAGCUCCAACAGUGCCAAAGUCUCUCGGACAACGCUUGAACAUCUAUUGAAAGAGAAGGACAUUUACAAGAUUCACAAGAGGUAUCGCGGUGCUGUCUAUGACUACCUACGUGAGCAGCUGAUAGCUGUCCUGGGAGAACAGGUGCAGCGCCUCGCUCAAACUUACAAAUAUUGCUCGACCAAUUUUCAAAUUGGUAGAUUUGAACGGGACUACUGCAUUCUUCAAGAAGCGAAGAUCAUCGGCAUGACCACCACCGGUCUGAGCAAAUACAGAGGACUAGUCUCCAGUUUGAAUCCCCGAGUCAUUUUGAUCGAGGAGGCAGCAGAGGUGCUUGAGGCCCCAGUCGCAGUCGCUUGCUUCCCAUCACUUCAGCAUCUGAUUCUUGUUGGUGAUCACCAACAGCUCAAGGGUCAAUGUGCCGACUAUGAACUGUGUGGUCACCCUUUCUACCUCGACGUCUCUAUGUUUGAGCGCCUCAUGAUAAAUGAAAUGCCAUACGCGAUGCUGCAAGAACAAAGGCGAAUGGUGCCAGAAAUCAGAAAGCUUGUGGCCCCAAUCUAUGGGGAUCUUCUUCGUGACCAUCAGUCUGUUGAAGAUCACCCUUUGGUUCCUGUCUGUUAUCCAAGGUGA
This is a messenger RNA of Penicillium egyptiacum, 2139 nucleotides long. Lineage: Eukaryota; Fungi; Ascomycota; Eurotiomycetes; Eurotiales; Aspergillaceae. The record is from the annotation of a GenBank genome assembly.